AUGGAUAACAACGUGACCGCCAACCAAGGAGCUACAAGGCGCACACAUACUUAUACUUUCCACCUUGAAGGCAUGGUUCAGCUGGGACAGUUGGGUGAAUUGGUUACUGGUCAUAACGAAACAGUGUUUAGUGACAGUUAUGGCAACAUCUUAUCCCUUUUGUAUUCACGUGUCGACGAAUGGACUUUAUCUACUCUUCUCCAAUUCUACGACCCUGACAUACGUUGUUUAACAUUCUCAGAUUAUCAGCUGGCUCCCACUCUCGAAGAGUAUUCUCACCUUCUCAACAUCAAGGUUCGGCGCAAAGUGCCUUUUGUUUGCGUCCCAAAGAAACCGAGGUUGGAUUACAUUGCCAACGCUCUUUAUUUGAGCCUUGGAGAUGUUCAUGAUAACUGGAAGAAAAAUGGCGACACUCAUGGUUUCUACAUGAGCUUCUUAAUUGAAAAAGCCCAGGAAUUUGCUAACAAAGAGAUGUGGGAGGCUUUUAAUGCCCUUCUGGCCGCUCUGAUUUAUGGGAUCGUAAUGUUCCCUAACAUUCACAAGUUCGUCGACCUGGCCGCCAUAUGCCUCUUUAUGGGUAAGAAUCCAGUCCCUACUCUACUGGCUGGUACAUACUAUUCCAUCCACUCUCGGCAUGGAAAAAGAGGAGUUGUCCGAAGUUGUUUUCCAUUACUAUACAACUGGUUCAAAUCUCAUCUCCCUGCAAGUGGUCAGUUCAUUACUUCUACUCAAAAGUGGUCUCAAAGGGUCAUGGGACUUACCGCGAACGACAUUGUGUGGUAUCAACUCCGAACAUGUAUAUUUGAGGUCAUUAUUAGGUGCGGAAACUUUGGUAACGUCCCGCUCAUUGGGACAAGAGGAUGUAUUAACUACAACCCAGUUCUUGCUCUUCGUCAGUUGGGCUAUACCAUGAAGAGUGGGCCUUUGGAUAAGGAGAUUCACCAAUCCGUAUACUUUGAAAAGGGAACUGACCCUGUAGCGCUUGAGGAAAUCAGGAAGGCUUGGAAUAACAUCCAUAUAGGUGAUAAAUCCACUUUGGGAGCCAAAAAUGAUAUUGCCAUGGAGCCUUACACCGAUUGGGUUAAGGAAAGAGUCAAGAAACUUUUGUUACCAUUCCCGGAGGUUCCUCUCUUGUAUGCACAACCUCCGAAGAUAUUGGAAGCUAUGGUACCGAGGGAACGUCUCGACCAGGUCCGCAUCGCCAAUUUGAGAUUGAAAGAGAAAGAUAGGGAUACGGAUUUGAAGCACUACUUCCUUAAACAGACAAAGAACGAGCUGGCCCGUGAACUCAAAACGCUCAAAGGAGAAUCUUCUCAAGUCAGGAAGAGGACCAGAACUGAAAUGAGUGGAAAAGCUGCUGCAAUUCUUGCUGAGGACCCUCAAAAGGUCAUAGAAAAGGCUGUAAAGGAAGCAGAAGAAAAGCUCAAACGUGAAUACCAAGAGGACCUGAAAGCCCACAAGCUGAGGACUAUGAAAAAGAAACUGGAAGAAGAGACUACCCAGAGAAUCGCAGUGGAGACUCAGUUGAAAGGAAGUCACCUUCGCACCGCCCGACUGACAGAAGAGAAUGCCAAGCUCAGAGAUCAAAUGAUGAGUACAGAGGAUGCACCCGAGAAGGCUUAUCUCCCAGAAUGCAAAGGAUGUAAAGAACUUAGGGAGAGCUGCAAGAAGCUAGAUGGGCAGUUAUUCCGAAAGGACGUGGUAAUCCAAAGCUUUGUCAAAUGA
Messenger RNA from Vicia villosa (hairy vetch), 1725 nucleotides. RefSeq lists its product as uncharacterized. Bases 1 to 1725 code for a protein of 574 amino acids. The transcript has a single exon. The record is from RefSeq and is a predicted model, not a curated record. Lineage: Eukaryota; Viridiplantae; Streptophyta; Magnoliopsida; Fabales; Fabaceae.